AUGAUUCCUGAUCCUACGGCUGAUUUGGGUGAACUUGAAGCACGAGCAUUUAUAAAGUUCCUGUUUUUCCACGGUAAAAGAGCGGCGGACUUCCAUGGUGAGAUGAACAAAGCCUUGAAGGAUGGCUACCCGUCUUACUCCAGAGUGUCAGGGUUUCGGACUGGUCAUUUCGAGGUCACAGAUGAACCUCAAUUAAAUUCCGCGACCACAGAGAACAAAGCCGACGCUGUGCACGUCAUAGUUCUCAAGGACGUCAGGUUUCUCAUCCACAACAUUCUGUAUAUGAGAAAGCUUUCCACAAAAUGGCUGCCGACAUACCUGAACGCAUAUCAGAAGCGCAUCAGUAACAAUAUCAAAGACGAUUUUGGACCGGUUCGCAGCGGGAGAUGCUGA
This is a messenger RNA of Octopus sinensis (East Asian common octopus), 393 nucleotides long. RefSeq lists its product as uncharacterized. The transcript has a single exon. Lineage: Eukaryota; Metazoa; Mollusca; Cephalopoda; Octopoda; Octopodidae. The record is from RefSeq and is a predicted model, not a curated record. Bases 1 to 393 code for a protein of 130 amino acids.